CUGCUGCAUGAGGGUGGCUUCUCAAAGCAUAAAUAGGCCGUGUAGACCCCCAAAUACAUUCUUCCUCAGAACACUGAAUCAACAACCAGCUAAACACUCAUUUGAAUUCCAAUUCAACCAUCUAGUCAGUUCAACAUGCCGCCUCAGAACCUUGCUCUUCCUCCCGACUCCUUGAUUCUGGUCACCGGAGCCAAUAGUUAUAUUGGUUCACACGUCGUCAACAGUCUCCUUGAAUUUGGAUAUCGUGUUCGAGGAACCACCCGCGAGCCCAAGCCCUGGUUGAGCGAAUACUUCAGCAACAAGUACGAUGCGGGCAAGUAUGAGGGGGUCAUUGUUCCUCGACUUGAUGCUGCCGAUGCUCUCAAGAAAUGCAUCAAGGGUGUCGAUGGAGUCGUCCACGUGGCAUCAGAUAUGUCCUUUAGCCCCGACCCAACCGUCGUCAUUCCAAAGAUGAUUAAUACCAUGGAGAAUAUUAUGAGCACUGUGGCUCAGGAAGACACCGUCAAACGCUUUGUUCUGACAUCGUCGUCUGGUGCUGUACUUACCGCACAACCUGAUGUGGAGAUUGUAGUAUACGAAGAUACGUGGAAUGACUUUACUGUCCGAGCUGCAUGGGACAAGGAUUCCCCUGAAGAGCUCAGAGGUGGCCACGUCUACCGCGCGUCCAAAGUCGAAGUGGAACGCGCGGCAUGGAAGUUUGUUGAAGAGAAGAAACCAAAAUUCGUCUUCAACGCUGUCCUUCCUAAUGUCAAUUUUGGGCGUAUCUUGCACCCGCAGAUCCAUGGAUCGUCUAUGGGAUACACCAGAAAUGUGCUGAAAGGUGACUCAUCCAUCAUGAGCUUGCUACCCGCACAAUGGUUCAUCGACGUCGAAGACACUGCCAAGCUGCACGUCAUCGCUCUGCUGGAUCCAGAGGUACAAUUCGAGCGUAUCUUCGGAUUCGCUGAGUUAUAUUAUUGGAAAGACGUUCUUGCAGUUAUACGUAAAUUGCGUCCAGCGGAUUGCGGUCAGCUUGUUAGUCCUCCAGAGUAUGAGGGUCGGGAUCUCAGCAAGGUUAUCCCAAGAAAGAGAGCGGAGGAGCUGCUACAAAGGUUUUAUGGGAAGGGCUGGACCACGCUUGAGGAUAGCAUUGCCGCGGGGUUUGAGGGGUUCGAAAUCUGA
Molecule: messenger RNA, 1161 nt
Organism: Talaromyces stipitatus ATCC 10500
Lineage: Eukaryota; Fungi; Ascomycota; Eurotiomycetes; Eurotiales; Trichocomaceae
Product: cinnamoyl-CoA reductase, putative
Exons: 5
Coding region: 136-1161 (341 amino acids)
Molecular function (GO): oxidoreductase activity, acting on the CH-OH group of donors, NAD or NADP as acceptor
Source: RefSeq, a predicted model, not a curated record